Venturia canescens is the source of this 2547-nucleotide messenger RNA. RefSeq lists its product as uncharacterized. The transcript has a single exon. Lineage: Eukaryota; Metazoa; Arthropoda; Insecta; Hymenoptera; Ichneumonidae. The record is from RefSeq and is a predicted model, not a curated record. The coding region runs from base 1 to 2547 and encodes 848 amino acids. Gene Ontology annotation, biological process: DNA integration. Gene Ontology annotation, molecular function: nucleic acid binding.
AUGUACGUCGACGAUUUACUUACAGGCGCAUCAACUAUUGAAGAAGUUCGGAUGUUACGCAUUGAAAUCGCUGACCUGCUCGAAUGCGGAGGUCUUCUCCUACGUCAAUGGGCAUCAAAUGACCUGCGUGUGCUCGAAGGACUUCCAGACGAGCAUCUCAAUCGCACUAUCUCAUUAGACAAGGAACAGCCACUUAAGACAUUGGGAAUUCUCUGGAGCUCAACGGAAGACGCAAUAAAAUACUCCGUUCAGAAUAUACAUACUGAUAUGUUUAGCACAAAACGAAAAAUUUUGUCGGAAAUUGCGAAGAUUUUCGACCCAUUGGGAUUACUCGGCCCAAUAAUAUUGUAUGCGAAAUGUUUAAUGCAAAAACUCUGGCUCCUUAAAUUAGACUGGGACGAAUCCGUGACUCAAAAUAUUCACACGGAGUGGACUACGUAUUGCGAAGAAUUGCACAUCCUUUCCACGUGGUCGUACGAAAGACACGUAAUUUUACGUGAAGCAUGCGAAGUGCAAUUACAUGGUUUUUGCGACGCCAGUGAGAAGGGGUAUGGAGCCUGCAUAUAUCUUCGAUCGAUCGAUCGAUCCGGUAACGUAGCAUGUAGAUUACUCUGCUCGAAAUCUCGAGUAGCACUACUCAAACAAUUAACCAUACCACGUUUGGAGUUGUGUGCAGCUCAAUUACUCACAAAGCUAUAUAAUCAUGUCUACGAAACGAUCGACAUCAAAUUCAAUAAUGUAUAUCUUUGGACUGAUUCAACAAUCACGUUACACUGGAUAAAUACCUCUUCCCAUAAAUUAAAAACGUUUGUAAGCAAUCGCGUGGCAGAAAUACAGGAAAAAACAAAUCCUGAUGAUUGGCGACAUAUCCCAUCGGGUGAUAACCCUGCAGAUCAACUUUCUCGCGGGCAAACCCCGAAAAACUUCGUUAAAAAUAAUUUAUGGAAGAAGGGACCUCAAUGGUUAAACAAUACUGAAUCGUCGUGGCCAAGGAAAAUGAUUCACGUUCCAGAUGAUAUCCCUGAACUCAAAAAAAUAUGCUGUCUAGUUACAACCACCGAAUGCGAAUUGUUUAGUAAGUUUUCGUCAUUCUCUAAGUUGAGACGCAUAAUAGCAUAUUGCUUACGAUUGAAAAGGGAUAAUCACUACAAGGGUAGCUUAAAUGCAGAGGAGUUGAAUCAAGCGGAAUUAAAAAUCGUCAAACUCGCACAAGGAGCGGAAUUCAAGCAAGAACUUCAGGAUCUCAACGACAAUCAUAACAUAGCGAAUUCAAGCAAAUUGAAAACGUUGAAUCCAUUUGUCGACGAGGAAGGAAUAUUACGAGUGGGAGGAAGACUAAAAAAUGCACAAUUGCCAUACACGCAGAGACAUCCAGCACUGUUGCCUCGAUCUCAUCGUAUAACCUCACUCAUCAUUGAACAUCAUCACCAACAAAAUUAUCAUUCGGGAAUCCAAACGACGCUAUAUGCGAUACGGAGACAGUAUUGGAUAAUUGACGGGCGCAGUCAAAUAAGAAAGGUUAUACGGAAUUGCAUCACUUGUUUUAGAGCCAAUCCAACGACCGCUGCGUAUACUAUGGGAAAUUUACCCUCCCUCCGGGUCACAGAAGCAAGACCUUUUUCGAAGGUCGGAGUCGAUUAUUGCGGUCCCUUUUUCAUCAAAGAAAAGAAACACCGCAAUCGAGGUAAAAUCAAAGUAUACGUUGCAGUGUUCGUGUGUCUUGUGGUCAAAGCAGUACAUUUGGAAGUCGUAAGCGAUUUGACUACAGACGGAUUUCUCGGGGCGUUGAGGAGAUUCAUUUCCCGCCGAGGGAAACCUAUUUUUAUGCAUUCCGACAAUGGCACCAAUAUUGUAGGAGCGAAUAAUGAAUUGAAAGAACUUUACGCACUUUUCCAUUCGACAGAUCAUCAACAAAAAACGACGACAUAUCUUGCAGAGCGGGGGAUAACGUGGAAAUUCAUUCCACCACUCUCACCAAAUUUUGGAGGUUUGUGGGAAUCAGCGGUCAAAUCAUUCAAGCAUCAUUUUAAACGCGUGAUGUAUAAUGUAUUACUCACAUUCGAGGAAUUUAAUACGUUCGCGAUCGAAAUCGAAGCCAUUUUGAAUUCCCGUCCAUUAUGUCCAUUAUCAACCGAUCCUAAUGACCUCCUGGUUCUCACCCCUGGACAUUUCCUGAUAGGUGAUUCAUUAACGAGCUUGCCUCAACCGGAUUAUUCCUCGACGCCGGAAAAUCGUUUAUCCCAGUGGGAACACUUAAAAAAAAUGCGUCAAGAUUACUGGAUCAGGUGGUAUAAAGAGUUUCUGAACGAACUAAACACUCGAUCCAAAUGGAACAAGAAUCAACCUCCGGUAAAAAGGGGCGAUCUCGUUCUCCUAAAGGAUGACCAUCUACAACCAAUGCAAUGGGCAAGGGGUCGAGUCAUCGAGACACAUCCUGGAACUGAUGGAGUAACGAGAGUUGUUACGGUUAAAACGAACAAUAGUGAAUUUAAGCGGAAUGUUCAACGACUUGCUCCAUUACCAAAUAUUGGAAAAGACUCUAUGUAG